Molecule: messenger RNA, 1509 nt
Organism: Fraxinus pennsylvanica
Lineage: Eukaryota; Viridiplantae; Streptophyta; Magnoliopsida; Lamiales; Oleaceae
Source: the annotation of a GenBank genome assembly
AUGGAAAUUUCUGGGCGAGAAGUUUACUGUGAAUCGGAUAAAGAGUCAUACGAUUCCGAUGAUUCACAAGCUGACCCAAAUUUUGAUAUCCUUGAGGAGACUCGAUCCAGUUUCUUGAACCUCAGGAUCAAGAAAAAAACCAAAUGCAGUUCUGAAAAGGAAAUGGAGGAGAACAUUGAGGAAGAUGCAGAUGUUAUUGAGUUCGAUGAGAAGGAUCAGAAAAGUUACGAAACUGUUCGAAAAUUCAUUGAAGGUGGCAUGAUUAUGAAAUUAAAAGUCGAUCAGUGCAAAGUUUAUCUGAGGAAGCAUGGACUGAGAUUGACAGGCAAUAAAGAUACCCUUAUACAACGGAUUAAGGAGCAUCUCGAUAUUGUUGAUAAUGGUGGGGAGAAAAAGUAUCCGGCUUCUAUUUUCGUGCUUAAUUGCAAAGGUGAUGCAUGCACAGGAGAUGUAGUUAUGUUUGAACAGAAUGUGUAUGAAAUGUUCAGCAUUGCAUCUAGGAGUGCAAACGGUCCUCCAUGCGGUACACGGGUUGUUGCAGGACGGAUUGUGAAGGAGAGCUAUGGGGCUGCUAAGCAGCAACAUACAUUUACGAUUGAAGUGUUGUGGAGCAAAGGGGAGAAACCUCUGCCUCCACUUCAUCCCCUCCUGAUCAAAGGCAGGAACCUCUACAGGUUAAAAACAAUGAGACGGAGAUGGGAAGAUGAAGGGGAAAGACAGAAAAUUAUAUCAGAAAAGCAUGCUAGAGGAUCCAUGGCACGCUCAGAUCGGGAAGCACGUAUAAAAGAGAAGGAAAUGCAAAAGUUGCACAAAUCAAAUAGGGUGGCAAGAAUGGAAAACCAGAAUAAACACAGGAAGUCAUCUGAUUCUAUACCAAUGAACCCAGAGAAACAGGGAAACCAACCUCAAAAGCUGCAGGAGAAAAAGAAUGCUGCACAGGAAGAGCAAUAUUCUCAACAGGAGUAUUACCGUCCCAAAACUUGUGGAGUGAGCAUUCUGCAGCAGAAAGAAAGUUUGCUCGGAAAGCCCAACAAUCCUUCAAAUGCAUAUGUGUUGCCAGAAAGGCUCCAUCAGAGGCAACCUUUCACUGUCGUGAAUUGCAGUUUCCCUUGGACUCCAAACAGGAAUUUACAGUACAAUAACUUCAACGCUUCAAGGAGUCCAAACAGGAAUUUACAGUACAAUAACUUCAACACUUCAAGGAGUCCAAUUCGAGUGCAAACCCAAAGCUACAAUCGAAACUCCAAUUAUCAGCAGAUUCCAAUACUAAACCACACUUUUGAAGAAAAUCAAAAUAAUAAUUACACAAGGAGUUCAUUACAGGGACCUGGUCCUAUGAGCAAUUCAGUACAAAUUCAUGCUUUUCGCACUCGGGAGAACUUCAAUGCAACUAGGAAUCCAGUCCAAAGGCAAGGCCCUGAAAGAAAGCAGGCGUGCAGAUUUUUUGCUCAAGGAAUAUGUCAUUAUGGAGAUAGGUGCAAGUAUUUACAUGAUCAUGUAGGAAAGUAG